AUGUGCGGCCCAGGAUCGAGUUGUUUGGAGCUCUUGGACAAUCAAGUCGACGAAUUUCGACCAACCAACACACCCGGGCCUCUGUCGAUCGCCUUCUUCUUCUUAGGAUUCAUCUUGAUAAACCAGUCCAUUCGACGUUUAUUUCCAUCCAGAGCUGAGGAUCGUAACAACAACAAUGGUCUUCCUCGAGAGCCCAAGAGUGACGAACUCGAUGCAAAGGAGGAAGAGGAUGAAGACGAGCAGGAUGGUGCCGCUUCAAAAGACUUGAUGAGGAUGACGCUCGCCAGAAAUGAACAUCCCUCCAGCCAACAUCCACAAAUCACUCACAACCGCUUCGUUGCAUCAGAAUCGCCUGCCAGAUCUUUACUCCCAGACCCUCUCUCGAUCUCCUCGCCCCUCAUGGCGCCGAACUCAAUUGGCCUCCCUAACACAUGGGUUGAUUCUCACCGAAACAUUAUCCAACCCAUCCACAGCUCGGAUUUCACGUCUCAGGCUGCUCAACAUUUCGCUGAAAUCACCGAUAGCUGCAGUGAAUCAACCACUUCUGCUUGA
Puccinia triticina is the source of this 552-nucleotide messenger RNA. RefSeq lists its product as uncharacterized. The record is from RefSeq and is a predicted model, not a curated record. The transcript has a single exon. The coding region runs from base 1 to 552 and encodes 183 amino acids. NCBI's taxonomy places the organism in Eukaryota, Fungi, Basidiomycota, Pucciniomycetes, Pucciniales, Pucciniaceae.